Engraulis encrasicolus (European anchovy) is the source of this 3153-nucleotide messenger RNA. RefSeq names its product solute carrier family 1 member 5 (gene slc1a5). Gene Ontology annotation, biological process: L-aspartate import across plasma membrane. The transcript has 8 exons. Gene Ontology annotation, cellular component: plasma membrane. Bases 219 to 1841 code for a protein of 540 amino acids. Gene Ontology annotation, molecular function: symporter activity; L-aspartate transmembrane transporter activity; neutral L-amino acid transmembrane transporter activity. NCBI's taxonomy places the organism in Eukaryota, Metazoa, Chordata, Actinopteri, Clupeiformes, Engraulidae. The record is from RefSeq and is a predicted model, not a curated record.
CUGCUGGGACCGACGUGGUCAUUUCUCUCAGCGCAUGUGGUGGAAACGGUUGUGAGGAGCACGUUUCUGUGUUCGGGCUUGCUGCUUUCUACCUUCGGAACAGACUGGAAACUUUAACUUGGACCAAACAUUGACCUUAACAUAUUUAACAGAUAAGUCUCUUUUAUAUUAUUAUUUUUUUGUAUUUAACCUCACACGGCUUUAUCCUAAACGCACAAAUGGCUGAGAAGAUAACGAUAGAUGACGGGAAGGGUGCAAAUGGAUAUCCCGAACCCCUCUCCAACGGACAGCCCGGCGGCAAGGACAGUAAAGGCAAGGAGCCCAUGUCUGAAAAGUUAAAAAGGAUCGCUAUGGCCAACUUGUUGGUGAUUUUGACAGUAGCGGGCGUUAUCAUUGGCGUUAUCAUCGGCAUGGGUGUGCGUUCGGCGGGACUCAGUAAAGUGCAGAUCAUCUAUUUCGGCUUCCCCGGAGAACUGCUCAUCCGUCUGCUGAAAAUGAUCAUCAUUCCCCUGGUUGUGUGCAGUCUCGUCUCGGGUGCGGCUAGCAUUGACCCCAAAGCCCUGGGCAAGCUGGGCGGCUGGGCCAUGCUCUUCUUCCUGGUGACCACCUUGAUAGCCUCGGCGAUAGGAGUGAUCAUGGCUCUCAUCAUCCAACCCGGUGUGGUGACGGGGGCAAAACCCAUUAUUGCUGGAGCCGACGGUGCCCCAGUCCAGGCCAAGGAGGUGAUAGACUCCUUUUUAGACCUGAUCAGGAACAUCUUUCCAAGCAACCUGGUGUCUGCAGCAUUCCAGUCGUAUGCCACAAGCUACAAACUGAAGGAGACUUUGAUCAAUGGCACCAGCAACUUCACCAUAGAGAAGAUCCCCUAUGGGCAGGACGUGGAUGGCAUGAACAUCCUGGGCCUGGUGGUGUUUGCCAUCGUGUUCGGCGUGGCGCUGCGGAAGCUCGGCGAGGAGGGCGAGAUCCUCAUCCGCUUCUUCAACUCCUUCAACGAGGCCACCAUGGUGCUGGUCUCCUGGAUCAUGUGGUAUGCUCCUCUGGGUAUCAUGUUUCUGGUGGCUGAGAAGAUCGUCCAGAUGGAUGACGUGGGGUCGCUGUUCGCCAGCCUGGGGAAGUACAUCGCCUGUUGCAUGGUGGGACAUUUCAUCCACGGCUUCCUGGUGCUGCCCCUCAUCUACUUCGCCAUCACGCGCAAGAACCCCUACAACUUCCUGUUGGGCCUGAUCACCGCCCUCGCCACCGCCUUCGGAACCUCCUCCAGCUCGGCCACUCUGCCCCUGAUGAUGCGCUGCGUGGAGGAGAGGGGCGUGUCCAAGCACAUCAGCCGCUUCAUCCUGCCAAUCGGAGCGACCGUCAACAUGGACGGCGCCGCCUGUUUCCAGUGUGUGGCCGCAGUCUUCAUCGCCCAGCUCAACGACGUGCCGCUCAACUUCAUACAGGUCAUUACCAUCCUAGUGACGGCCACAGCGUCCAGUGUGGGAGCAGCAGGCAUCCCGGCGGGCGGAGUCCUGACCCUGGCCAUCAUCCUGGAGGCGGUCGGCCUGCCCACCAACGACAUCUCCCUCAUCCUGGCUGUCGAUUGGCUCGUUGACCGCACCUGCACCGUGUUGAACGUGGAGGGCGAUGCGUUUGGGGCGGGGCUUCUUCAGUACUUCGUCGACCGCGAGGAGGGCCAGAAAUCAGAGGGGGCGGAGCUUACCGAGGUCCGCCACGACGACGGCGACGGCCCCGCCAAGCCCGAGAGCUCGCCGCUAUUGGACAAGAGAGCCCUGGCCGCCUCCCCUGACCACGCCCCCGCAGGAGACGGGGCACCUGCCUCCCAGAAGGAGUCUGUCAUGUAGAGCAGACGGGAGAUUACUGCAAUCUAGUGGAGAGGAGUGGAUAUACACGCACACACGCGCACACACACAUACACACGCACACACACCAGUCCCUCUGGUGGAUGGUUGUGGACACACACACACACACACACACACACUCACAUUCGCACGGCCAGCCCGUCCUCCUCUCCCUUGACCUUUCGUUGACCCUUUGACCUUCAACUUUCACCCCGACCCCUAAUGGAGGUGCUGAGCCUCGGUCUCCUCCCAUCCGCCAUCAUGAACUGAAGUGAUCCACUGCUCUCCAUCUAAAAUCACACAUUAUACACACAUUAUACACACAACCACAGUACACACAUUACACCACAUUCAGGGCUCUAAAUUAACACCAGCCAACCGGCCAAAUGCUGGUGAAAUUUCAGUUUGGUUGGUAGAAAAGACCAACUUACUAACUAGCCACUUUGAUGCAUCAGUGAGUAUGUGUUUGGCUAGUGAGGGUGUUUGUUUAGUAUGACAUCUUCCAGCCAUUUUGGCCUGUGAUAUAAAAAAAAAAAUAAUACUUAAGAGCCCUGCACACAUUAUACCCAUAUCAACAGCACACAUGCUGUAUAUGCUACAGUACAUAUCCACCACCACGUCCCAUGGCCUACCAGCCCAUUGGCUCCCCCUAGCGGCCGACUCCUGAAGUGCACCACAUGAACUGCUCCUAAGAGAUAAAGAGAUCUCUACUCUACUCUUCACCUCUACUGUCAUGCGUUUUAAUUGUACAGGGAGGAGAUGUGUCAUUUCUGUUCUUUUUAAUUACUUUUUAUUUCAUUAUUGUUUUUAAUUUAAAUUUUGGUAUUUCCCCCGUGCUGGUCAUAUCAGAUUCUGAUUCAUUGCUUUGAUGCUUGUGUAAAGUAAACGCCUCGAAGCCUUUAAAAGGUGCGACUACUGUUUCACCAGCCCCUUUUAUAUUUUUAUUUUAUUUAUAUAUAUUUUUUAAAACCACAGUGAUUAUAUUUAAGUAUUUUUCCUGUCAACACCAUGUUUGUUUUCCCAAAGAAACUACACACGUUACACAUGUAUGCAGGGUGUGGAUUUGUCGACAAACAUAUUUCUUUGCAGCUGCAUGGAAUGCAAUGAAAUCCUAAUUGUCAAAGGAUGGAGAAUCGAAUCCAAAAGAUGCAAAUCGCACCCUGCAUGUAUGUAUGCAUGUCUGUCUGUUGGAUCUUUCCAAUGUGCAGAUGCCCCUCCUCGACCUGUGCUUGCCACCUUAGGCUCGUUCGUGACGAAGCAGUGCUGCUUUUGCUAAGCAGCGAGCAUGCGCACUUUGCCAGUUCGAUGCAUUGUG